AUGAGCGCCCUGAAUCAUCGCGAAACAUCCGGAUGUCUUGACAGUAAAUCUGUUGGAAUUUGUCUUCUUCUCAUUGUAAAUGUUUUAUGGGUACUUUCAUCGGAACUUACGAGGUUCAUCUUUGUCGACGAAGAAUUCCGUCGACCGUUCUUCACAGUAUACGUCAAGUCAUGUACUCUUAUUAUCUACAUGAUACGAUAUUUGUUAUUCGAAGCGAAACAUGACAACUCAUACAAAAUUCUGAUAAGUGAGAAUAGUAUCGACUCGGAAACAUAUGAAUUGAGCUGUGAAUCAUUGGCAUUAGAAGGAUAUGAGUCAGUGACUGACGUGGAUUCAGAUGUCGAAUCAAUUAUAGUUGAUGGGGAGAAACGACAGAGGAAAAUACGAUUUGCAGAGAGAAGAGAAAUCCGACGGAUGCCAGCGUCAAAUGCAGAAGAUCAACGAAAAGCCCGUCUGCCGUAUCGUCAUCCGUCUAUCGAGUGUCAAUUAUAUCUCUCCCGUCAUGUCAAAUACACACUGUUCUACUUUGCACCAUUGUGGUUGCUGUGCUCGUUCACUUAUCAAGCGGCUCUCGCCUUUACAUCUGUCUCCAGUCUGAAUCUCGUUUCCAGCUCCUCUUCUGUCUUCGUUUUAGCGUUCGCCAUCUGCUUCCCUAGUGCUAACAACAAGUUUUCAGCGUAUAAGUGUCUACUAGUAAUCAUCAACAUCGCGGGAGUUCUCAUUGUCUCUCAUUAUAUUCCCUCAUUUAUUGGUGCUCUUUUCGCUCAAAUAUCCGCAUUGGCAUAUGCCGUUUAUCUCUUCACUUAUGGACAUUUUGAGGAGAGAUACGGAAAGUUGGAUAUCAAUUUGAUGUUUGGAACGAUCGGAGUGAUAGCCUUAGUGAUAGGAACGCCUACACUAAAUUUAUUAGAUAAAUUCGGUGUGGAGCCACUGCAUCCUCUUCCAAAUAUGACACAGUUUUCUUCGAUAUUGUUUUCAGCUCUUAUCGGAACAAUAGUUGCUGACUACUUAUGGCUGCUGGCAGCUGGAAUGUGUGAUUCAUUAACCGCUUCAUUAUCUCUGACAAUCAGCAUUCCACUUUCAUUUUUCGCCGACACUGUGAUUCGAAGUAAGGCCCCAACACUCGCGCAAAUUCUCGCAUCAAUACCAAUUUUACUGGCAUUUGUUGGUGCCGCCUAUGCACAAAGCUCUUCAGUAUCAAUACGAAAAGGAUUGUCGAAGCGAGUGAGGAAAGUGGAAUUGUCACCGGAUAAUGAACAAUUGAUAGAUAGUUUGUUAGACGAGUAG
Messenger RNA from Caenorhabditis remanei, 1287 nucleotides. RefSeq lists its product as uncharacterized. Gene Ontology annotation, biological process: regulation of peptide transport. The transcript is spliced from 6 exons. The coding region runs from base 1 to 1287 and encodes 428 amino acids. Lineage: Eukaryota; Metazoa; Nematoda; Chromadorea; Rhabditida; Rhabditidae. The record is from RefSeq and is a predicted model, not a curated record.